CCUUUCUCCAGCGCUCCCAGCAACUGAAGCAUUCAGCGUGGCUGGCCCCGGCGCCGUGCCGCCUGAACUCCGGCCUGCCCAUGAAUAUUGGGGUGCUCUUCGUGCCGCAGCAGGAGGCUUGGGUGGUGGAGAGGAUGGGCAAGUUCCACCGAAUCCUCGAGCCUGGUUUGAACUUCCUCAUCCCUCUGCUGGAUCGGAUUCGUUACGUGCAGAGUCUCAAAGAAAUCGUCAUUAACGUCCCAGAGCAGUCAGCUGUCACCUUAGAUAACGUCACCCUGCAGAUUGAUGGUGUGCUCUAUCUGCGGGUUAUGGACCCCUACAAGGUACCGUCCCUGCUGCGCCGACGCUCGGCCUGAGCCAAACGCCGCCUCGUUGCUCUCUGCCGCUCCCUUUGUGUCUCCCAGGAGCGGGAGUCCCUCAACGCCAACAUUGUGGAUGCCAUCAACCAGGCUUCAGACUGCUGGGGCAUCCGGUGCCUGCGCUACGAGAUCAAGGACAUCCACGUGCCCCCGCGCGUGAAGGAGUCCAUGCAGAUGCAGGUGGAGGCGGAGCGGCGGAAGCGGGCGACGGUGCUGGAGUCGGAGGGGACGCGGGAAUCGGCUAUCAACGUGGCUGAGGGGCAGAAGCAGGCCCAGAUCCUGGCGUCGGAAGCCGAGAAGGCCGAACAAAUCAACAAAGCCGCUGGAGAGGCCAACGCCAUGCUGGUCAAGGCCAGGGCCAAGGCGGAGGCAAUUCAGCUGCUGGCAGCUGCUCUGGCGCAGCAGGUGAGCGAGGGCUCCUCGGGGCAGCACGACUCGGGUGGGCUCCCUGCUCUCAUUAAUUCCUUUCUUGCUGCCUCAGGAAGGAGAGUGGUCUUCAUGGGUGAUGACACUUGGGAAGGACUCUUCCCGAAGAAGUUUUUUCGCUCGUAUUUCUUCCCUUCUUUUAACGUGAAGGAUCUUCAUACUGUGGACGAUGGGAUCCUGCAGCAUCUCUACCCAACUGUGGACAGUGGUGAAUGGGACGUGCUGAUUGCUCACUUCCUCGGCGUGGACCACUGUGGGCACAAACACGGACCUGACCAUCCCGAAAUGACUAAGAAGCUCACCCAGAUGAAUGAGAUGCUCAGGUCCUUGGUGGAUCACCUGGGGAAUGACACCCUUCUUCUGGUGGCUGGGGACCACGGCAUGACAGAGACAGGAGACCAUGGCGGCGACAGCGAGAAGGAAGUGAAUGCAGCGCUGUUUGUGUACAGCAAAACAGCCCUCUUUGGCGCUGGCCCUCCAGAGGAGCCUGAGGCUGUUCCCCAGGUGAACCUGGUGCCCACUGUGGCCCUGCUGCUGGGUGUGCCCAUCCCCUACAGUAACAUCGGGGAGGUGAUGGCUGAGCUGUUCUCCGGGGACGGCGACGCCGUGUCUGCAGCCUUGCAGCAGCUCUCGGUCUAUCACAUCAACGCCAAGCAGGUGGACCGCUUCCUGCACUCCUACUCGCUGGUGGCUCAGGACCUGCCAGCAGAGCAGCUCCAGCGCCUGCAGGAGCUCUUCUCCAGCGCCGUGGAGGAGCACUCUCGGCUCUUGGCCCAGGUGCAGGGAGUGACGCUGGUGCCUCCGGAGCUGGAGUCCAGGCUGGGAAGCCUCAUCGGUCGCUUCCAGCUCUACCUGCGGGAGGCACGGGCUGUGUGCACCCAGUCCUGGGCCCGCUUCCAUCCCCUGCGUAUGGUGGGGGGCUGCACCCUCAUCGCUGCUUCCUGCUUGCUCUGCUACAUGGCCUCAGAGCUGGCUGCAGCAUCGGACUCUUUCUAUCGCAGCUGCCUCCUGUACCCACUGCUUUGGGGCUCGGUGGUGGCUGUUCUGCUGGGGCUGGCCCGUGUGCUCACCCAGGAGGGGCUGGAUCUCCUCCUGGUGUCGUCAUGGGCAGCUGCAGCUUCUCAGCUGGGUUUUUUCUGGCACUGGUGGGGCCGGCAUCCCAAGCGAGCCCGUUUGGCGGGCAGUCAGCCACCCUUGGCCAGCGUUGGCCUGAGGCAGAGGCUGCGAGCGUGGCUGGGGCUGGCCUUCCCCAUGGGCAUUCUCCUCUUCCGCUGCGGAGCUAUGUUCUCCGAUAGCUUUGUGGUGGCCGAGGCCCGGGUGGCCCCGUUCCUGCUGGCCUCACUGGUGAUGUUGCUAGUAGGGAAGCUCCACUGGGACGGUCGCCUGACUGUGCCAGAAGGCCCCAAGCAGCAGCUCCUUGGCUUUUCUUCUUACCGGAGGGAGAUCUGGUACCUGCUGUGCCUCGUGGCCAUGCUCCUGGUCUGCGUGCGCCUCUCUGGUUUCUUCCACCAGUGCCGUGAAGAAAUCCCUCAGUGCCGGCCCUCUCUUUUCCUCUCCCCCCUUGCCAGCCUGAGAAACACACGGGCCAAGAACCUCUUCUACCUCCUGUGCGUGGCCUUGCUGGCCGGGCUGGUCUAUGCGGUGCGGAGCUGGCUGCGACACUACGGCAACCCCAACAGCUCGGACCCCCUCGUGCUCUUUGUGCGCUGGGGUUUCCCACUGGUGGUCGUCUGCAUUGCCUGCUACUGGGCCGUUGCCUCCAGCGCUGAUGACUCUCUCGGCAAGCUGCAGGAGCUGGUGCAGGUGGCAGUUGUUGCCUUUCCGUGGGCUGUCUACGGACUAGCGUCCGUGGGGCUGCUGCUCCUGCUGUGCAAUCCCAUGACGGUGUUCGCGAAGGACACGCGGGAGUCGGCAGGAUCCAUCGUCACUCCCUACCUGGGGGUUCCUAGCUCUGAAGCUGACUUCCUCCACGUCAUCCCUCAGAUCUACAAGAGGAUGCAGGAGUCUCAGAAGAGCCGCCUGGAGCGGGGCAGCUGCAAGGCCACUGUCGCAGCGUACGGGCUGGGCAGCGUGUACUCGGCAGCCCUGGUCAUAGCGCUCACCCUGCUGGGCUUCCUCUUGAUGCUUCUGCACAGUGAGCGGCUGAGUCUCGCCUUCCUUCUCCUCUUCCUGGAGGCCUUCAUGCUGCUGCACAUCCACACGCGUGCCAGAGGCCUUGCUGGAGACGCUGCUCCUUUUUCAGUGCCCUGGUACGCAGUCAUCUCCUGGCUCCUUGCUGCUUCCCAGUUCUUCUAUUCCACAGGCCACCAGCCCAUCUUCCCGGCCAUCCACUGGAACGCAGCCUUUGUGGGCUUCCACCUAGACCACAGCACGAACCUCCUGCCUGCUGUCCUGGUGGGCGCCAACACCUUUGCCUCCCAUAUCCUCUUUGCAGUCGGCUGCCCUCUGCUCCUGCUUUGGCCCUUUGUAUGUGAGAUGCCCAGCUUGCAGAAGAGGAAGUCCAAGAAGGAGCCCCGGGAGGAGCUGCAGGAGGUGGAAGAGCACAUGAUGGAGAUGAGGCUGCGGGAGUCCCCGGAGAAGUUCUCCACUGCUCUGCUGCAGCUGGGGCUGAAGUACCUCUUUGUCCUUGGGACACAGCUUCUGGCCUGUGUUUGUGCAGCUAUGAUCCUCAGGAGGCACCUCAUGGUCUGGAAGGUCUUUGCCCCAAAGUUCCUCUUUGAGUCGCUGGGCUUCGUGGUGAGCAGCAUCUGCCUCCUGCUGGGGAUCUCCUUGGUGAUGCGUGUAGACUGUGCCGUCAGCUCCUGGUUCAGCCAGCUUCAGCUCAGGUAGCGUCGGAGGUGUGGGGAACCCGAUCUGCUCGUCGGCCGAGGCUGUGGUUGUCUCCCUGGCCCCCUCGUGCCGGGAGGGUUACACGAGCCACCAGC
This is a messenger RNA of Pygoscelis adeliae (Adelie penguin), 3709 nucleotides long. Its product is annotated as GPI ethanolamine phosphate transferase 3-like. Gene Ontology annotation, cellular component: endoplasmic reticulum membrane. The record is from RefSeq and is a predicted model, not a curated record. Gene Ontology annotation, molecular function: mannose-ethanolamine phosphotransferase activity. The transcript is spliced from 15 exons. Gene Ontology annotation, biological process: GPI anchor biosynthetic process. NCBI's taxonomy places the organism in Eukaryota, Metazoa, Chordata, Aves, Sphenisciformes, Spheniscidae.